AUGGGUUCUAAGAAGGAUUCUAUUCGGCUGUCGACGUACGACGAGCUGUUCAACACAACACCGAAACCGUCAGCGUCGACAUUGAAGAAGUUGAGGAGCGUAAAGCACGCAGGGAAAGGCUCUGAGCUGGUUGCAGCACUGCGGCGCCAGCGGGUUGUCGUCGAUGAACGUGCGAUUCACUUUGUUGCAGAGGCCAGGGCUGGGAAAAGAGCUGAUGCAAGAAAUUCUGUAUUUAAAUUAGCACAGAAAUAUCGCGUGCUCCCGGACAGCGAACACGUUCAGAGGAUCAAACAGUUGUACGGAAAGGUCAAGGAGAAUGAAGACUCUGGUGAUGAAGAGUGGGAUAAAGCUUCAGCCAAGCUACCAGGGAAACUCGAGCUGGCGGCGUUUCUGAAGCUGUUGCAUAAAGACGACGCUCAUGAGCACCUGCUAGAUGAAAUGGAAGAAAUAAACCAAGAAACAGCUGAUCUACCCAGCGACGUGGUCACUCAAGAGGAAAUAACGGACACAAGCACAAUCACUGAGCUUGAUAUGAUCAUGCAUGAGACCGAGAAAAAGAUCGACGAAGAAGAGGAGGAAGAAGCUGGAAGUGAAGACAGCGAUGUAGAAUUCGAUGAAGAAGACCUUAAAACCCUUAAUUCGAUGCAGCGUGAGUUUGUCGGCAACAAUUUGUUCCAAUGGUUCAAGGAAAUACAAAAAGCUUAUGAAAGCGGCGUCAAGCUUGUCAAAGUCAACCGCAUGGGAUACAAGUUCAUUCGUAUUGUAACCAUAAAAGACAUGCUUCUCGCGAUCCACCAGCCCUACACACAGUCUCAAGUAAAAGUCGAUCGGCAAGUAGCUCUCCACUCUAUCGUUUCCGUACACCUGGGAAAGGAAUCCAAGGAGUUUGAUGCCAUCGAGGAGCUCGUCAAAUCAAAUCAAGAAGCUGCAGAAUUCAACCCUAAGGGAACGGUCUGCUGCGUCGUGAGGCUUCCGAAGAACAGGAGCCUCUCACUUGUCUUCUUGUGA
This is a messenger RNA of Cyclospora cayetanensis, 1008 nucleotides long. RefSeq lists its product as uncharacterized. The transcript is spliced from 4 exons. Bases 1 to 1008 code for a protein of 335 amino acids. NCBI's taxonomy places the organism in Eukaryota, Apicomplexa, Conoidasida, Eucoccidiorida, Eimeriidae. The record is from RefSeq and is a predicted model, not a curated record.